AUGACGAGACGAACUCAAAAUAUCCCGUCGCGGAGACCAAGGCAAGAUGCCGGGUUCUUCCCGUCGCCCGCCAUGCGCUGCUUCCGCUUAGGGCCAACUGUUGAUUUUUAUCAAACAUCAGACCGUCGUUCAUCUUUGGUCUCGAUCCCCAAAUGGAAGCUUCGGGUGGAUCAACACGUUGCCAACGGUACCCAACCGAUCGGUCGAGUCAUGACUAACGAAAAACCCAUGCUCCGCUCCCUCCUCACCCGCCUUGUCUCAAUGAGGAACUGCAAGCCGCCUGAACACCAGCUAAAAUCGGCCAGAAGGCCGGGAACGUCGGGCUGGUUCCAGACGACUUCAAAACACUCAUUAUCAUCAGACGACCUGGGCCGAGUUGCCGCUUUCUCAAACAAGGCCAUGGAUCGAAACUGCCCACUAGAUAAUCGAGAUAGGGCGAUUUUGGCAAUCAACUGCUUGCCUCAGAGAGACCCAGCCCAAGGUUUCAAUAAUGCCCGGUGCAAUGCCACGUGGUAG
This is a messenger RNA of Pseudomassariella vexata, 516 nucleotides long. RefSeq lists its product as uncharacterized. The record is from RefSeq and is a predicted model, not a curated record. NCBI's taxonomy places the organism in Eukaryota, Fungi, Ascomycota, Sordariomycetes, Amphisphaeriales, Pseudomassariaceae. The transcript has a single exon. The coding region runs from base 1 to 516 and encodes 171 amino acids.